Dermacentor albipictus is the source of this 2808-nucleotide messenger RNA. Its product is annotated as alpha-tocopherol transfer protein-like. The record is from RefSeq and is a predicted model, not a curated record. Gene Ontology annotation, cellular component: membrane. NCBI's taxonomy places the organism in Eukaryota, Metazoa, Arthropoda, Arachnida, Ixodida, Ixodidae. Gene Ontology annotation, molecular function: phosphatidylinositol bisphosphate binding.
GGAGGCUGUGUGUCCAAUUAUAGUUUUUCUGACGCGCCAUUCGACGGAUACGGCAGAGCGCAGACAACACAGCGCGGCUCACAACACGGCGCGGCUACAACAGUGCGGAAGGAAACGCAGCGGGAUUACCCUCCAGCUCGCUUAUCUCGCGCUACACGCGUACGAUCUCUCCUUUCGAGGCAGCCGUCGCGCGCUUCGCAUCGUCUCGCCAAGCGCUCUCUCUCUCUCCGUGGCCUCUUUACAGUCGCGGCGGCUGCACGUGCCGUGGCCGCACGCGCCAUCCCGUGCGGCACUGCCUCUCUCCUCUGUCAUAGCGUUUCGUACUUCAAAAUCUGACAAAUUCGCCAACUCUUCUGGACGCUCGUGCGAUUACCCUGUCACCCUGCGCGAUGUCCGGCGUAUACACCAAGAAGUGUCCCGACGAUACGUUCGACGGCUCGGACAACGCACUUCCUGUCGAACUGCAGCGCGUGGCGGAAGCGGAACUGGGCGAGACGCCGGCGAAGAGGCGGGACGCGCUGGCAAGACUCACGCGGCUCCUGCAAGUCGAACCGGGCCUGAACGCCAACCGAGACGCCGAAUUCCUGCUCCGGUUUCUGCGGGUACGGAAGUACAGCGUGGACGCGGCCCUGCAGACCAUCAGGAACUACUACAGGAACCGAGCGGCCACCGAUUCUCUCUACCGCGAGUUCCUGCCCUCCACGGCGCCACCGGCGGCUCGCAAGAUGGUCAUGGUUCUGCCACACAAGGACGUCUAUGGGCGGCCAGUGCUGCUUGUGAAACCAGGUUCAUGGAUGCCCGACGAAGUGUCCUACCCGGAUCUACACAGGGCCGGCUUGUUCUGCUUGGAGCACCUGGCUCGUGACCCAGCUGCACAGGUCCUAGGAAUAGUGCUACUCAUAGACUAUGGCGGAUUCACGGUGAACAAGCUACUAUACACUAGGAUCGGUCUCAUCAGAAGGGGUCUGGAAUACUUACAGGAUUGCAUGCCUAUACGGUUGAAGGCAGCCCACCAUGUUAGACAGUCGUAUGCUUUCGAUGUGUUCUUCGCUCUCGUCAGGCCGUUCAUCAAAACCAAGCUAGCCGAAAGGGUACGCUUACAUGGACAAAAUUUCAAAAGGCUACACGAGGAAAUCUCACCCAAGGCACUGCCCGAGGAAUACCGAGGCCAAGGGCCACCACUGGAUCCCGCGGAAUGUUGGAAGGCAGUGGACGCCGACGAGGAUUACAUCGCCGCUUGCAGCCGCUUUGGAUAUGCCACGACCGACCAGUACGACGACCUUCCCACCGAACCCGAUCCACCAGUGGAACUCACUUCUUUGUGAAGAAAUGAAAAGAGCUGAACCAUUGAGCACACGACUUAGUCGACCAUGUUCUGAUAUGUCAGCAUGUUAGCUGACUUGAAUGAUUUUGACCGUUCGACUGCUGCGCAUGAGUUAGUAGGUUUGAUUUCUCGCUACGGUUCAAUAAGGGAGAGUUGAAAUGAAAAGAAUGCAGAUGAAUGGUCAGACAAAUUUCUCGAUGUGUCUGCUCCCGUACCUGCAUUAUUUCUUGGGUGGAGGGAUACAAUCUUCGGAGAAUAAGAGCUGUGGCAGAUCUUACACUUUCCGUCAUCUCGGUCUGGAGCCCUCCAACAACUUAAGACCCCAUGAGUUGUCAAAAGAAAAUGCUACAACUUUUACAGUGAAUAUUAACCACGUGUAGUGGCUCUGGCAUAGGAACAGAGCUACUCAAGAGAAGAUACCUUAAGCUGCCGAGGGCUUUGGCUUAUGGACUACAAGGUCGCCAAGUCACUACUACAAUUUCUACAUGAGCAGUGGCAUCCACGCUUUUUUUUAUCUAAACGGCUGUACCACACAACAGGCUACACACAAAAAAGAAUAUAGAAAAAAGGGACAGUUAUAAGCUAGAAAAUCUGUGAAGUCGAUCCGAAUCAAAGUGCAAGUCUGCAACUUAGCAUCGGGGAAGGGGAAUGGGAGAAAAAUGUAGUGGUCGAAUCUUGGUGCACUUUAAAGGAAAUCUCAGUGAACUAUGCACUAGCAUGGUCCGACUUUUAUUUACAUUUUUAAAUAUUCUGUCUUGUUUGUAUGUUUAUUCGAGCUGGUGUAACUUUAGCCAAGCGAUGUUGUGCCUGGCGAUCUCUGAGAACAAAGGAUGCUUCACCGGCAGGCAGGCGGCAGUCACGGAUGCUGAUCACGCCUCAUCGUUCACACAAGGCAGCUCAAUCCGUGUCAUCUUAAUCUUACGGAGAAGCAGUCAUUUUCAAGAUCUCUGGCUUUUCGAGCGCCCAGAAAUGACAUCUCGCUUCAAGACAACGACGCCGCCCCCUCGUGACCGUCACGAAGAGGCAAAUGAUCAACGACAGAGACUCAGAGACUCCCGGAGAAAGGACGUCAACAGCGGGUUACGGUUUGCCACGCAGGAGACAGAUGUGCCACGUUAGAGACAAGUGGAGGUUCGACGUUUGUGAUUGGCCAGUGAAUUCCCUGGACGAAGGAAAGAAGGAAAGAAACAACAUAAAAAGCGCAUCCGGACUGCUGUGAGCAAAGGGAGGCUCGGACAUGCAAAGACUCUAGCAUGUAGUGUGCUCCGAGAGUUGGAGCCGAUUUUGUAAUACUUGAUCAUGUGCUUUUAUUUCUAAACCUUUUUCUGUUCCCUUCUUCUGGCGUGGACUUGGCACGGCACCAUCCAUGGAACCUUCGUCGGCCGCACGGACCCCCGACUUCACAGCAGCGAAGGGGAGUACCCGGCAUCACCCAUGAUGCCAACGUCUCCGACAAACACAUCUUAUUUUAAUAAUAAAUAAAA